GCAUCAAAGCAUAAACAAACGCCGUGUCGACGCCGCGCCAGAAUGUGGCCUUUUUUAAACUAAAUUCAUUAAUCUGCGCAAGUGGGCAAAUCCGUCUUGCUUUGCUAAUAUUAUUUAACUAGAAGGGAUAGUAAAGCAUGGAAGGAGAAGUGAUACUACCUGCCGCCUGUCGCUGCUGCCUGCUGGAAGACAAGGAUAUGGUUUAUGUGUUCGACAUUUUGGAUGAAUUUGAAAUGAAAAUCAGCGACCUAAUCAGUCGAAAUGGAGCAAUAGAGAUACAAGAACGUGACGCCUUUUCCAAGCACAUCUGUGGCAACUGUCUGAACGAUCUGGCCAUAGCUGAGCGUUUUGUGUUGCGCUGCCGCAAAACCAACGAUCUGCUGAUGAAUCUUAUCACAAGUGAUGCACAGGAAGAUGCGGACGCGCUGGUGGUAAGAGAUGACAUACUUUCCGACACGUACUCGGAGGAUGAUGUAUCUUACGUGGUCGAGGAAUCCGAAGGCCGAGCAGCUUUGUAUGAAGAAAUCACCUUGGCGGAACAGCAAUCCAUCGACAGUUCUGAACACUACGACGACGAACCACCGAAAGUAUUUGUGACGCAAAAAACUGGUAGUUCACAAAUAACCGGUGAUACGUUGUUACAGCUGCAACAUCAAGCAACCGUUCCUGUGGAGCAGUCUAUGGAAGAGACGGUACAAGUGCAGCUGGAUUAUGAGCAUGAAACGAUGAGCGCGAUCGAUACGAUCAUUACCGACGACACAAUCGCGCUUUCCGAUGGACUGUAUGAUGACAUAUUAGAUGAUGAAUCUUUCAAACAGGGGGACGAGGAACUGUACCAUAUAAUGGACCAGGCAAAUAGGGACGAUGGUGUGGAUGCGCUGCAAAGUGAUAGUGGUGCCAGUACGAGGACGUUCGAUUUUAAGUACAGUUGCGAUCAUUGUGGUGCCAGUUUUGUUACUUUGAAGCAUUACGCGCGUCACUUGCAAUUGCACAAUAUUUUAGCAUGUGAAAAAUGUUUAGAAAUGUUUAAAAGUGAAGAUGUACUAAAAUCCCACGAGAAAUUGUGUUUACGGGAUGCCAAACAUCCCGCAGAAGGUGAAACUAGCAAACAAACGCCUGCAGUGACGACGGACCCUGGGUCCGGUGUGGCGCCACAGCAAAAAAAAUCCCUCGUCUGCUCGUACUGCAGUAAACGGUGGAUCUCGCAAUCCGCUCUGACGAUACAUCUGCGCACGCACACCGGCGAACGCCCGUUCGGCUGUCGGUUCUGUGAUAAGCGGUUCAAAACUGCAUCAGCCAUGGAUCUGCACGAACGUCGCCACUCCGGUAUGAAGCCGUACGCUUGUUCCGUGUGCGACAAACGCUUUACCGAGGGUAGCAACCUGAAGGUGCACAUGUUGCAGCACACGAACGAGAAAUCCCACGUCUGCACGGUAUGCAACCGUGCUUUCGGGCGCGUCUUUCUACUCCAGCUGCACAUGCGAACGCACACGGGCGAGAAACCGUACGUGUGUGAAGUGUGUGGCCGAAAGUUUACACAGCAAUGCGAUCUAACAGCACACCGGCGCAUUCACAGUGGCGACCGACCGUACGUUUGCAACCUUUGCGGGAAAAGCUUCACCAAGAGUAGCGCGCUGGGAACGCAUCGCAGAAGCCAUCAGAAACAUUUGCUGAAAGGUGCAGAUGAGCUGGACACGGACUACACGUAA
Molecule: messenger RNA, 1709 nt
Organism: Anopheles merus
Lineage: Eukaryota; Metazoa; Arthropoda; Insecta; Diptera; Culicidae
Product: zinc finger protein 569-like
Exons: 3
Coding region: 138-1709 (523 amino acids)
Biological process (GO): regulation of transcription by RNA polymerase II
Cellular component (GO): nucleus
Molecular function (GO): zinc ion binding; RNA polymerase II cis-regulatory region sequence-specific DNA binding; DNA-binding transcription factor activity
Source: RefSeq, a predicted model, not a curated record